CGUCAAUCCAUCCGGUAUUCUAGCUGGGACGGCGCUCCAAAGCAACAAACAAUUAUUAUUAUUGUUAUUGUUAUUGUUAUUGUUAUUAUUGUCAUUUUCGUCUUCUUCCCUCCAUUUCAUCCGCGCCGUCCUUUCAAAUAUGCCGUCAACAUAUAUCAAGCAGGACAUCAUUACUGAUGCAGAUGCGAUCAAGGAGGCGUACAGACCCACCCAUUCUGGGCUUUUUGCGGUCGUCUAUGCUGAUGGUUCCUUCAACUCACAACUGGUGGCGUCCAGGGACUACAGCAAAGGAGAGGUGAUCUGCAAGAUUGAGGGCACCACACCUGGACCGAAAAAGUACACGACUGUCCAGGUCUCGAAGGACCUGCACAUUGAGCUGAAUUCUGACCUCGUAUUCCUCAAUCACUCAUGCAAACCCUCCACCUCUUUCGAUACUGACAGGAUGGAGCUGAUUGCUGCAGUCGAGAUCAAGAAGGGCGAUGCGCUGACAUUUUUCUAUCCUUCGAGCGAGUGGGAGAUGGACCAGCCCUUCCCCUGCUGGUGCGGUGCAAAACAGUGCUGCAAGAGCAUCCAGGGCGCCAAGUACCUGCCGACGGAGGUCAUGGAUCGCUACUUCGUUACCUCGCACAUCCACGAGCUGCUGCAUGAGCGCGAUGCCGCUCAGAAAUGAAGCAUAGAAUAUUGCUGCUGGCAACAAGCCCAGAGACUCGAUCAAACAAUAUAUUACUGACGCCAGAUCCCCCCGGAUGCGCGACUCGAUUAAAUAAUAAAGCAUCCUGCUCAUUGCAUCGUGG
This is a messenger RNA of Gamsiella multidivaricata, 794 nucleotides long. RefSeq lists its product as uncharacterized. Bases 140 to 670 code for a protein of 176 amino acids. The transcript has 3 exons. Gene Ontology annotation, molecular function: protein binding. The record is from RefSeq and is a predicted model, not a curated record. Lineage: Eukaryota; Fungi; Mortierellomycota; Mortierellomycetes; Mortierellales; Mortierellaceae.